UUGCACGGGAUUUCCAGCUAAUUACAAACGGGAAACCAAGAGUCAGACUAACAUCAGACUAAAAAUAACAUCCUCCUUCCGCCAAGCAAUGUAGUUCGUCAGCACUAGCAAACAAAGUUGUUGCUAAGCGACAAGAAAGUGCCUCAGUAAGGGUGCCGGUUUGGGUCUUGCGCAUUGAUAUUGAAAUUAAUUAUCAGGUGUGAGAUACUUUAAAUUAUACGGUUUCAAAGGCGUGUCAACCAAUCAGCGCUGAGCACCGGGACUGUAGAUGAGCAAAGUAGUAACGUAUUUGAUAGAUAGCUAGCUUGUACAGCAGUGGCUAGACGAUCUACAGUGGAUCGAUUUGAUUUACCUGAACGCUAAAGCUAACUCUGUUAGACUCUUGUUUACCCUCUGACAGCUGGAGUCGAGUUGCCUCCCUUUUAUAAGUGACAUUUCUUUAAUGAUGACAGAGAUUUCGCGGGGACGCGUUGAUGGGAAACAUCUUGUAUCACACACGCAGUGCUGCAUGUGCAGUGCAUGGCGGCUAUCUAAACCGAGCCUGUGUUUACGGUGAUUGGUCAGAAACGGGAUCACAGCCAGGUAACCGAAGUUAGCAAUAGGUCAGCCCAUGUUGACUCUUCCUCCAGGAAGCCUGACUUGACUCACAGGGACUGCGGUGCUCAUUUAAGCAGUCAUGAGCCCUCCACGCCGAACAUCGAGUUCCCAUGGUGACAGGCCCUCCACUGAGACCUUGCAGAAGAACAACAGCAGCAACUCAGGCGUUAUUCUGGACAUCUCAGCACUCAAGAUGGCGGAGGUGGAUACGGAGGUGCCUCCUCUUCCACCUCGCUAUCGCUUCAGGGACUUGCUGCUGGGGGACCAGACAUUCCAGAAUGAUGACAGGGUGCAGGUGGAGUUUUAUGUGAACGAAAACACCUUUAAGGAGAGGCUGAAGCUUUUCUUCAUCAAAAACCAAAGGUCAAGCCUGAGAAUCCGUUUGUUCAACUUCUCACUGAAGAUCCUCACCUGUGCCCUCUACAUAGUGAGAGUCAGCUUGGAUAACCCCAAGGCGGUCAACAGCAGCCCACAUGCAACGUGUCGGAACAACAGUUGGACUAAUACAACGGAGUCGGCAGAAAUCAACUGGGAGUUGAUUUUCUGGGUCAACAGACGGGUUCCUGUAUGGGCUAUACAGGUGACUGUGGCCUUAAUCAGUUUCUUGGAGACCAUGCUUAUCACCUAUCUCAGCUAUAAGGGGAACAUUUGGGAGCAGAUUUUCCAGAUGUCCUUCAUAUUGGAGAUGAUCAACACGGUGCCAUUUAUAAUCACAAUCUUCUGGCCUCCACUGAGAAACAUAUUCGUCCCCGUAUUUCUUAACUGCUGGCUAGCCAAAGGUGCCCUGGAGAAUAUGAUUAAUGACUUCCAUCGUGCCAUACAGAGGACACACUCUGCCAUGUUCAACCAGGUGUUCAUCCUCAUCUGCACCUUACUGUGUCUGGUUUUCACUGGAGCUUGUGGGAUCCAGCAUCUAGAGAGAGCAGGAAAGCAACUGUCACUGUUUGACUCAUUCUAUUUCUGCAUCGUCACGUUCUCCACUGUGGGCUAUGGGGACGUCACGCCACAAAUCUGGCCCUCCCAGCUGCUGGUGGUCAUUCUCAUCUGUGUUGCCCUGGUGGUGCUCCCAUUGCAGUUUGAAGAACUAGCUUACCUGUGGAUGGAGAGCCAGAAGCUAGGAGGGAACUACAGCCGCCACCGGGCACAGACAGAGAAGCAUGUGGUGUUGUGUGUCAGCUCACUGAAGAUUGACCUGCUGAUGGAUUUCCUCAACGAGUUCUAUGCUCAUCCCAGACUACAGGACUACUAUGUGGUGAUCCUGUGUCCAACUGAGAUAGAUAUUCAGGUUCGCCGUAUCCUCCAAAUCCCUCUGUGGUCCCAGAGGGUCAUCUACCUUCAAGGAUCUGCCCUCAAAGAUCAGGACCUGAUGAGGGCCAAGAUGGAUGACGCAGAGGCCUGCUUCAUCCUCAGCAGCAGGAACGAGGUCGACCGAACUGCUGCUGAUCACCAGACUAUUUUGAGGGCUUGGGCUGCAAAAGAUUUUGCACCAAAUUGCCCUCUCUAUGUCCAAAUUCUCAAACCAGAAAAUAAAUUCCAUGUUAAGUUUGCAGAUCAUGUCGUGUGUGAAGAGGAGUUUAAAUAUGCCAUGUUGGCGCUGAACUGUGUGUGUCCAGCCACGUCUACCUUAGUCACGCUCCUGGUUCACACCUCCAGAGGACAGGAGGGACAGAUGUCCCCUGAGCAGUGGCAGAGGAUGUAUGGACGCUGCUCUGGAAACGAGGUCUAUCACAUCCGCCUGUGUGACAGCAAAUUUUUUGGAGAAUAUGAUGGCAAAAGUUUUACGUACGCCUCCUUCCACGCCCAUAAGAAGUACGGUGUGUGUUUGAUCGGGGUGAAGAGGGAGGACAACAAGAGCAUCCUCCUGAACCCCGGGCCCCGGCACAUCAUGGCUGCCACUGACACCUGCUACUACAUCAACAUCACCAAGGAGGAGAACUCAGCCUUCAUCUUCAAACAGGAGGAGAAGCACAACAAGGGCCUGCCCGUCACCGGCCUCUACGACGCCCCCUCGAGGCUGCCCGUGCACAGCAUCAUCGCCAGCAUGGUUGAUCAGGCCACUUCAUUUGGCACCGUAGCCAUAGAUCUGCAGAACCCCGAUCCUCCAGAAGAAAGCAGCAAACUGACCUUGCCGACGGAGAACGGCGCUGGAAGCCGCAGGCCAAGCAUCGCACCUGUCCUAGAGAUCGCAGACUCCUCCGCCAUUCUGCCCUGCGACCUUCUCAGCGAUCAAUCAGAGGAUGAGACCAACCAAUCGGAUGAGGAGGGCUCUGUAGGGUCAGAUUUUGUGAAGGGCUACCCUCCCAACUCGCCCUACAUCGGCAGCUCUCCAACUCUGUGCCACCUCCUGCCACAGAAAGCCCCAUUCUGCUGCCUUCGCCUCGACAAGGGCUGUAGCCAUAGCAGCUUUGAGGAUGCCAAGGCAUACGGCUUCAAGAAUAAGCUGAUUAUAGUGUCUGCGGAGACGGCGGGAAACGGUCUGUACAACUUCAUCGUCCCUCUGCGUGCUUACUAUCGACCGAGGAAGGAGCUCAACCCGAUCGUCCUGCUGCUAGACUACCCGCCAGACAACCACUUCUUAGAGGCCAUUUGCUGCUUUCCAAUGGUUUACUUCAUGGCUGGCACCAUCGAUAACUUGGACAACCUUCUCCAGUGUGGUAUAAUCUACGCUGACAAUUUGGUGGUCGUGGACAAGGAGAGCACCAUGAGCGCUGAGGAGGACUACAUGGCAGACGCCAAGACCAUCGUCAACGUCCAGACCAUGUUCAGGUUGUUCCCCAGCCUCAGCAUCAUCACCGAGCUCACACACCCGUCCAACAUGAGGUUCAUGCAGUUCAGGGCCAAGGACUGCUACUCACUCGCUCUCUCCAAACUGGAGAAGAUAGAGCGUGAUAAGGGAUCCAACUUGGCCUUCAUGUUCCGGCUGCCGUUCGCUGCAGGCAGAGUGUUCAGCAUCAGCAUGUUGGAUACACUGCUUUACCAGUCGUUUGUUAAGGACUAUAUGAUCGCGAUUGCGAGGCUUCUUCUCGGUCUGGACACCACGCCUGGCUCUGGGUACCUGUGUGCUAUGAAGAUAACCGAGGAAGACCUGUGGAUCAGGACCUAUGGCAGACUCUUCCAGAAGCUUUGUUCCUCGAGCGCUGAGAUCCCCAUCGGGAUCUACCGCACCGAGUCGCACAUGUUCUCAAACACAGAGUGCAAGGACAGUUAUGCACAGUCUCAGGUGUCCAUCAACGUGGAGCAGGGCGUCGAGCAACGCGAGCGCGGGGAGUCCUGGAAGGAGAAGACGGCCCACAGAAACUCCACCACGAGCGACCAGUCGGAGCACCCGCUGCUGAGGAAGAAGAGCAUGCAGUGGGCGCGGCGGCUGAGCAGGAAGAGCACCAAACCGUCUAGCAGAGCAGAGCGCAUCUCACAGCAGAGACUCAACCUGUACCGACGCUCUGAGCGACAGGAGCUGUCUGAGCUGGUGAAGAAUCGCAUGAAGCACCUGGGCCUGCCCACCGUGGGAUACGAGGAUGUUUCUAAUCUCACUGCGAGCGAUGUCAUGAAUCGAGUAAAUCUAGGAUAUUUGCAAGACGAGAUGAACGACCACCAGAACACGCUGUCCUACGUCCUCAUCAAUCCUCCCCCUGACACCAUGCUGGAGCUCAACGACAUUGUGUACAUUAUUCGGUCUGACCCACUGGCACACAUGCCCGAGGACUCGCAGGUGGGGCAGGCUCACACUACGAGGAACCAGCAGGAGUUUGGCACAGAGUCGAGGAACGAGACUCACCUCUGAAACCCCUGCGGUCCUCAACACCCUGACCCUUAACGUCUAAGCUCCGCCUGGACCGACAGACCUUGUUUGUCUUGCAGAUGAAAGCUUGUCUCCGGCCAAGAACAGCAGUCCAUAGUGAAUGUGCAUUACAUGUCUCUCAGCCUGAGAAAAAAAAAAUCAACAUUUUAGAAAACGGCCCAGAGAAAGAGCCGCUGUUUCCCACUUAGCUGCUACAGGAGGAUGCAUGAAGAGUGCCUCGACCCAGACUCCCCCCCCACCUCACACACCUACAGUACUAACACACAUCACCUUUGAAAAACAAUCUGAAAGCGAGAACCAGGCACUGGAAACGCCCCCUCCGCCCAACCAAAGGACUGGUAGAGACGACUGCAGAAAGUCAAAGCAGGUUUUUGUGCGCGUACUGUAAAGGAUAUCAAAUCAUCACUUCACUCAGGGGUGACGUUGCCCUAGUGCCGCAAAUCAGGUGGACCUCCUCUGCGCCUGUUGCUACCUAAACUCUAAAGGACUGAAUCUCUGGGGCAACUGCACCCUCCUCCACAUAUUAACAAUCACAUUUUGUACGAGUAAAUGCUAGGAAUUUCUAGCUAUUCAAACGUUUAUCAUGAAAUUACAGUACAUGUGCACUUUUAUUUAUUUCUUACAAAUGACUGUUUGGUUUUUGUCUCUUUCUAAUCAGGCAGGAUUUUAAUUUUCUUUAUGAGCACAAACUUUUUUACGACAAACUGUCAUUGUGAAUAUACACACUGUAGUGGCACUUUUAUCGGCCGUACUAAAAUAAUCAGCAUUUCUCUUUGUUGUGUUGUUCUAGAAACUGAUUUUUCAUUGUGGCUAUUGUUAUUGUGUGAAUAUUGUUAAUUUAUUUCGCUAUUUUAACUGUUCCAGAUCAUGUCUGCCGUCAUGGAUGUGCCAUUCUUUUGUUUACUCUGCUGCUCUGUAAAUAUCUUCAAAAUGAUUUUUUAGAUUAUGUGCCAUUUUGCAUCUGAUUGGUGAUAUCAGUGCUUUUUUUUUUUUUUUUUUUUACUUUAGAGCCAGACAGGUUUUAUCGUCAUUUUAGUUCAAACAUUUCAUUUCAGAAAUGCCAAAAAAAAGAAAAAUCAGUAAAUGAAGACUAAAAUGAAUAUAAAAGAUUAAAAAGUGACAGGGGUCAAAAUCAAUCCAAUUACUGUGCAUACUUCAAGUAAUGUCUGUAAUAAUUCAGAAGGAGUUAUUUUAGUUCUGAAUUCGGAAGUGUUGUAGUUUGCAAUCUUAUAAGUUAUUUUCCUAAACCUGUUUUAUUUACUUGUUUAUAGUAUUUAUUUGUAGUUGUUUAUUAGUAGUUUAUUUUUCACUGUAACAUGUCGGUCCUUGUCCAACAUGUCCAUGUCGUUGGAUUGACACCACUCUCAUGUCAAGCAGAUAUUGGCAGAUAGAUCAUUAUCAAGUUGCUUAGACUCAAAUAUCAGUAUUGUCAUUUGGAACAAACUUGAGCACAAAAUGGAGUGCUCUCCUCUAAUUGUACAGGCCACACCUUGUGUAUAAGGCAGCGUCAGUGUGCAGUAUUUACUCUUGAGUUGUCAUUCUUCUGCAGUAUGUUUAGUUCAGUCACUGUAAAUAGUAACUUUUCAUGUUCAUUGUUUGCGUUUCCACCACAAGAACUUUGCCUGGGGAUUAGGAAACUCUUAGGAAAUCCUUCAGUGUGUUUCCAUCACAGGGUUGAGGGUCUAAAUAAAGUUCUGGGGACAUUAUUUUAUCCCCCAGAAAGUCCCUGCUGGGGGGGAUACUUGCCAAAAAAAAUAUGGGAACUUUGGGGGCAGGGCUUGCAGUGCUGAACAUUCCUGGUCAAGUAAUCACAGCAGUUUAUUUUGGAAACUGUAGAAGAAAACAUACGACUGAUGAUCAUCAGGAACUUUUUAGCUCCUUGAAAACUACUUCCUGUGAAUAAAAGUUCUGAGUACUUUGGGUGGGAACGCAGCUGUUUGCCAAUUUGUUCUUUCGUUUCAGUCUCUUCUGUGUGAUAAAAAUGAAAGAGGACUUGAACUAUUUUUGCACUAAGCUCUGUGGGGAUGUCUAGAGCAUAACAGCAUGACCCUUUAAUCUGAAUCUGUACAUCACGGUUUACAGUAUCCAACCAUUCCUGUGAAGCAAAGACAGUCAUAUGUGCAGUAACAGGUCAUGCAUUUUGUUGUUUUGAUUUGCUACGUCUGAAAAGCUUAUUUCGAUGAGUGCCAUUUUUGUCAAUCAAAGAAUUAUGAAGUGUUUAUGAUAAUGAUAAUCUCUCUGAGAUCAGCAUAAGCUUUUUGAUGUUUAACAGUGUGUGUAAUUUGCAGAGUCCCAUUAAGACAUACUGUUGAUCUUUGCUCAGUUGCCCCUCAGAGGUGUCAGUUUACGGGACAAAGGAGCUGAGGAGUGAAAGUGUGAGGGACCACAAAGGAGGAUACGUAGUGUUCAGAUCCAUUCAUGUAACGUCGUCCUCACCUCUGACAAAUCACACUCCAUGAAGAGUUCACUUCACACCUCCUACUGUCCAUUCUUACAAUACCACAAGGGGCAUGCAAACACUUAAAAAGCAUGUUUUGAUAUACAAGCUUGCCAAGAACCAUAAUUUUGUACAUUUAGCAGGACAUUUAGCGCAAUGUCCUAUGGCUACAGAAACCCAUAAGCAAGUCAACUGCUUGCAAGUUGGAGCCAUUAUUUGAUACUGUGUAUUUAUAUGAAUGGAACAUGCAUGUUGUCUAGGUGUUAUCAAGAGCCUACGUAUUAUGUUUACCUCCACUUUGUUUUUAAACCAUUGUCAAAAAGGAGUUGAUUCAUUUUGUACUAUUUCUUAUGAGAAGUGAGUGUACUUCUCAACAUAUAAAAUCUGAACAAAUAAAUGCUGCAUGCAGCCAGAACA
Molecule: messenger RNA, 7250 nt
Organism: Scatophagus argus
Lineage: Eukaryota; Metazoa; Chordata; Actinopteri; Scatophagidae
Gene: kcnt1b
Product: potassium sodium-activated channel subfamily T member 1b
Exons: 34
Coding region: 677-4378 (1233 amino acids)
Biological process (GO): potassium ion transport
Cellular component (GO): membrane
Molecular function (GO): intracellular sodium-activated potassium channel activity
Source: RefSeq, a predicted model, not a curated record